Molecule: messenger RNA, 3471 nt
Organism: Periophthalmus magnuspinnatus
Lineage: Eukaryota; Metazoa; Chordata; Actinopteri; Gobiiformes; Gobiidae
Product: disks large-associated protein 1
Exons: 16
Coding region: 1-3420 (1139 amino acids)
Biological process (GO): signaling
Cellular component (GO): glutamatergic synapse; postsynaptic specialization
Molecular function (GO): molecular adaptor activity
Source: RefSeq, a predicted model, not a curated record
AUGAAGGGUCUGAGCAGCCGAGCGCAUCACCAGCUGGUCUCCUACGAUCCCUCCUACGACCACAUGGGGCAUCACAUGGACCGCAAACCCUUCCUCAUCAGCCAAAUGGACAUGCCGGUGCCCAUCCAAAUCCCCAACCCCUCCGAGAUGUCCUACUACAACCCGCAGCAUGCAGGAUAUCCUUCGGACAGCAACAGCAUCGUCCCCUACGGCACUUUUCCACGCCGCUGCCACUCUACCUCCUCAUCUCACCACGCGGACAGCAAGGACGAAAGCAUGGCGGUGGUUCCUUAUGUCGGAGGAGGGGGAGGAGGAGGAGGAGGGGGGGGCAGCGGUUACGGAGGGAAGACCCCAACCCGUGUCCCGGCUAACUAUGAAUUCGAGCGGCAACCGUCGUUUUCGAGAGACGGAUACCACACGCUGCAGUACAAAAGAGGCAUGGUGGCACAUUCCGGCGGAGCGAUGCCACCCAAUAACAACAAUAACGAUAGUCCAGGGAGGAUAAGACAUCUGGUGCAUUCUGUUCAAAAACUCUUCACGAAAUCACACUCAUUAGAAGGCCCGCACCACACGCCGUCCGUAAAGGGGCCUAGCAACGGUAGUGUUAGCGUCAUGGGCGGGGACAGAGUGGGCGGAGACAGAGGGGGCGGGGCCAGAGCGAGUCCGGAUGGCGAAUCGAACCCAGGCGGAGGAGGAGGAGGAGCGGGAGGUCGCCAUCGGAAACGCAGCAAAAGCAGAGAGCGAUGUCGAUCUGCCGAACCAAAACACCGCGCGCAUUACCACCAUCACCAGCUACACGGGUCCGCCUCCGCCCCCGGGUCUGGCUAUUGGAGCUCGGAUGAUAACUUAGAACGAGAGCUGUGCCUGUACCACCCGCAUCACCAACAACAACCUCCGCCUUCGCCUACGCCAUCCAUCUCACCAUCUCCUAUCGCCAUGACGAUCAGCCGCUACCCGGGACAACCGCCUCCGCCCGACCCCGGCUACCCGCACUCCCCGCUAACGGCGUCACAGUCCCAGCAGUACUUUAGCAUGAUGGACCCGUACAACACGCUAAACGAGCACACGCCGCUAACCCACUCGCACUCGCACCACGGGCACCACUCCUCGUCGCACGCGCAUCACCACGGACACCAUCACCACGGACAUCACCACGGUCACCCCGGGCACCAGCCGCUCAAAGUGUCGCGGAGUAACGACGUCAUCAGCAAAGCCAGAGACGUCUUCUCCAACCAGCACAUGAGAGCCCAGAGCCCAGCAGCCGGUAACCUAAACCUAGAUAGAGCGCUAGUGAAAGCUCAGGCCAGUCAGCAGCAGCAUUUCUUACAGGUGCCUCAGGAUGACUGGGGGGGUUUCUGUCCGCUGGUGAAAGAGGAUGAUAUUCCGUGCCGAAGGAUGCGCAGUGGGAGUUACGUUAAAGCCAUGGCGGAGGACGACAGCGGAGACUCGGAUGGCAGCCCCAAACCUUCCCCCAAAGUCCAGGCGCGAAGAGCCAGUUACCUGAAGGCAACACAGCCCUCCCUCACCGAGAUGACCACGCUACAGAUCUCCACAGAGCACUCCCCCAAGCUGCAGAUCCGGAGCCACAGUUACCUCCGCGCGGUGAGUGAAGUGUCCAUCAACCGCAGCCUGGACACGCUGGACCCCAAAGCCCUUCUCGACCCCAAGUGUCUGCUGUCGUCCCCCCAGUAUCGCUCCAGGAACGAGAGCUACAUGAGGGCCAUGAGCACCAUCAGCCAGCUGAGCGAGGUGGAGGUGAACGGGCAGAUCGAGCAGGUUUGCGAGCAGGUCUACAGCGAGCUCCAGUCUCAAGCCAUGGACCGGGGGGGCAUGGACAGCCUGGAGCCCAUGGACACGCUGCCGAUGCCCGGGUGCUUCAGGAUGAGGAGUCCCAGUUACGUGAGGGCGAUCGACCAGGGCUGUGCCAGUGAACAUGAGGGCGAAGGGGGAAGACCUCUGCUGCUGCUGCCUUCCUCUCCGCCGAGGACCACCGCUACCACCGUGAGGACCAUCCAGAGCAGCACAGUGUCAUCCUGUAUCACUACCUACAAGAAGACUCCGCCCCCUGUGCCCCCUCGAACCUCCACAUGCUCCACCUCCAAACCUUUCAUCUCCAUCACGGCGCAGAGCAGCACCGAGUCAGCCCAGGACGCGUACAUGGAGGAGGAGGGGCCCCGCGGAGACAUGACCAUCCAAUCAGGACUCUCCAACUCCACCGAGAGCAUUGACAGCAUGAAGGCCCUUACCGCCGCCAUAGAGGCCGCCAACGCUCAGGUGCAUGGUCCGGCCAGUCAACACGUCAACAACCACACCCCUCUGAAGACCCACGGCCCUGCGGUCAUCAGCAGAGGAUCCAUGGUGGACGAGCCGGACGACUAUAGGAAGGAUGCUCUGAGGAAGGGGAAGUGUCUCUCCAUUGGCAUACAGGUGGAUGGGCCAGAUGACAUCCCGGACCCAGACGAUCCGUCCAAGUUCACCUCUGUGGGGGUGCAGGUGGAGGACGACCGAGGGUACCGCCGGUUCCAGCGCUCCAACAGUGUGACCGCAGCAGUGCAGGCUGACCUGGACAUAGCAGACCUCCUGGACACUCCCCUGACCUCAGACACAGAUCUGGAGGUUCUUUCCUCUGGUCCGGUCUCCAGACAGUUCUCCCGAGAAUCCAGAGACGCUCCUCCCUCCACCUCCACCGUCAGCAUCCAGGGCUCAGGGAACCACUACCACGCCUGUGCCUCCGACGAGUACGACGAGGUGGGCUUUGACCCGUCCAUCCUGCCCCCUCCAGACCCCUGGAUCGACAGUGUGUCUGAGGAUACGCUGGAGGCGGUGCAGAGGUCGGUGUGUCAGAGAGAUGGGCGUUGGUUCCUGAAGUUGCUCCAGGCUGAGACUGAGCGCAUGGAGGGCUGGUGCAGACAGAUCGAACAGGACCAGAGAGAGAAUGCCCUACCUGAAGACAUCCUGGGUAAGAUGCGCAGUGCGGUGGGCAGUGCUCAGCUCCUCAUGUCUCAGAAGUUCCAACAGUUCAGGGAGCUCUGUGAGGAGAACCUGAACCACAGCGUUCACCCGCGCCCCGUGGCCUCAGACCUGGCCGGGUUCUGGGACAUGCUGCAGCUCUCUAUCGAGAACAUCAGCCUGAAGUUUGACGAGCUCCACCAGCUCCGAGCCAACAACUGGAGACCUCUGGAGGUUCCCGACAGGAAGGAGAGACGCCUCCCCCCUCCCGUGCCCAAAAAGCCGGGUAAAGGCCCCACUCACCCGCCUCUGGCCCGGGACCGCUCCCUGGAGAGCUCGGACAAGACCCGGCACGACGCUCGCAAGCGCCUCCUAGCUGCCAAACGCGCCGCUUCGGUCCGACAGAACUCCGCCACUGAGAGCGCGGACAGCAUCGAGAUCUACAUCCCCGAGGCGCAGACCAGACUGUAGGGGGCGCUCACACUCCUCACACUGUAACAUACACAGCCACAGUCCAGCUAG